ACAAAGUCAUCGUGAAGCAGGCCCAGAAUGCCAACUGACUAUUUGCUACUGUUCUCCCAGCAGUGUAACAGGGGCCCAGGUACACAGAAACCUGAGCAGCCACCUACAGCUGAAGAGCAUCCUCCGCAUCUGAGAAAAACAUUAGGAACUGAACUUCAUUGGCAGGGAGCAUUUAGAACAACGAGGCUUGUCCUGAAUUUUUUCUCUUGCGGGAUUUGCAAUGAAGGUCUCAGAGGAGCAGAUACUGCCCGCGGGAGCCUUGGCUCAGUCCGCACACCUGGGCGCUCAGACAUCUAUUGGCCAACGGAUGCUGGACUUCAACCAAUGCCCACCUCCCCGCCCGCCCGCUGGUUGUCAUGGCUACGGAGCACGCUAACUGCGGUCUGAGAAAGGCGGCUCUGGGGACAGCAAGGGACGAUGGCGCAGAACCUAUACGGCCCUCGAGUCCGGAUAGGAAACUGGAACGAGGACGUCUACCUGGAGGAGGAGCUCAUGAAAGACUUCUUAGAGAAGAGAGAGAAGGGGAAACUUCUCAUUCAAAGAAACAGAAGACUGAAAAUGCAUCUUUUGAGACCAAUGCAGCUUUCGGUAUCUGAAGAUGGAUAUAUUCACUAUGGUGACCAAGUGAUGCUGGUGAAUCCCGACCACCCCCAAAGGGAAGAAGCGGGGCUGUUCCUGGGCGGGGACCUGAGCCUGUGCAUGACCCCAGAUGAGAUGCAAGCCCACCUGAGUGAUGAGCUGCAGUUGCCCUGUGGCUUGAGUGCAGCGCACACCACGGCCCCAGUGGGCAGAAACACUUUUGUCGUCCUGAGUGUAGACAGAGAUGCCACUGGCCAAGUGCUUCGGUACGGGCAGGACUUUUGCCUUGGGAUAACAGGAGGAUUUGAAAAUAAGAUGCUGUAUUUAUCCAGUGACCACAGGACCCUCUUGAGAUCGGCCAAGAAGUCCUGGCUCCAGGAAGUGCACCUGACAGAUGAGGUGUCACACCUGGCCUGGUGGCAGGCCACCUUCCUUGACCCCCAGCUGCGUCUGGAGCAGGAGGGCCUCCCGGUCCAGGCAAAUGAAAAAAUUAUCAUCUGUCACCGUCACACGAACCAGGGCCUGGCAGCUCACCGGCACCUUUUCUUAAGGACCUAUUUUGGGAAGGAAGCUGAGGUUGCUGCUCACACGCAUCUGGAUUCACACAGAGCUGAGAAGCCAAAGAACUACUGGAUGCUGGUCACUGGAAACCCCAGGGAUGUCUCGUCCACCAUGCUGGAUGUACGCGGACAGCCAGCAGAAGACUCUGGAACCGUUGGGCCAGCUGUGUGCCGUCACAUACAGUGACAUGCCAGCACAUACGUGUUCUCCUGGGCUCAGCUCUAUCAGAUGCAGCUUUAAAGGACAUUGCCUGGCUCCGUCAUGCCUCGAGCUGCUCUAGGUGAAGCGGAGAGCUCUCUGAACCUGAAAUUAAAACAAAGGCUGUAUUGAGAUCAGUGCGUCCCUGGAAGAGGGGGUGGUCACAGGAACGCUCCUCUAGGGAACAAAUAGCAUUGCAAAUGAUAGAGUUGGGGCUCUUUGUUGAUAACCAAAUCCUAAAGAACCCAGCAGCCCCUGCUUGGAGCCUGACCCACAUCAGGUUCUACAAGGACAAUUACUUCUGCGAUCUGUCCAUAAGAAAUUUGUAGGAGCAGAUGUCAUGGCGCAGCUCUUUCUCCUCCAUGGUACAGCAGUGGGUAGCUGUGAACUGAGGCCUCUCCUUGGAAUUAAAAAUGUCCCUCCCUAGAGAACAUCCUAUUUUUGUUUC
Messenger RNA from Fukomys damarensis (Damara mole-rat), 1786 nucleotides. It is a transcript of the gene Cfap161, whose product is annotated as cilia and flagella associated protein 161. Lineage: Eukaryota; Metazoa; Chordata; Mammalia; Rodentia; Bathyergidae. The transcript is spliced from 8 exons. Gene Ontology annotation, cellular component: motile cilium. Gene Ontology annotation, biological process: cilium assembly. The record is from RefSeq and is a predicted model, not a curated record. The coding region runs from base 418 to 1326 and encodes 302 amino acids.